AUGUCUCGACUUUCCAAACGAUCACGUUCCAGCAACACAGGAAGCCUUACUGAUGCGCUUUCUGCUCUUGAUCAGUCUGAUAAGCUGCUGAAGCAGUUGUCAACUUCUUGCGCUGAUGUGUCCAAUCUUGCAGUAUCGGCUGAUGCCAUGAAUUGUUUUUUGGAACUCAAGUCCUUGCAGACAGUGGUAUUGGAUGAUCUUGAAUCCUCUCAGUCAGAAGCACAUGAUCAGUUGAGAAGAAUCGAGAAGGAAAAGCUGAAGCUAGAAAACUUGUCUUAUCAAAAAAUAGUAAGCGAACAUGCUGUUGCUGAAUAUAACAAGCUGGAAUGGUCGCAACUUGCGAAAUUGUGUUGUGAUGAGAUGGGCAUUGCAGUACCUGAUACAGAAGAGGAAUUGAACAAAACCUUUAAGGAAUUUCUCUCUUCUGAUCCGAAGGAUCCAAAUAGCAGAGGCAAGAUCGCAUUUUGUCUGAAUAAGAAUCUGGAAGAAAGGAAGCAGCUGCAAUCCGAGCUUCAGAUUGCCAGACACAGCGCAGCCACGUCUCAAAGAAGCGUGACGAAGAAGCGAAAGUUAUUGAAGGAGUUACCUAAAAAUUUGCAAGAUAUGGAAAAGGCGAGCUUAUCAUUGCAAGAGUUCUGUCAAACGUCCCUUCAUACCAGUAGGAAGCUUGGAUCUGAGCGUCAAGAAUCCAUGGAGAUGGCUCGUUCUCUCCCAGCUCCAUUAUAUACGCUUCAUCAUCAGCUUCAAUCGUGCUUGGAUGCCAUGCACGCCACGGGCGGAGGGGAGGCAGGCGAUGUACCGUUGUUGGAAAUUACAAGCAAAUCGGAUGGCAUCUUGUUGAGAUUACCAAUCCCCACCGUCUCCAACCAACCCAGCUCGUCAACGGUUGUCUGCACGAAUAUUAAGUUUGAGUAUGAUUCAAAGAUGGAUAUAGUGACGGCACGCUCCAGUAGCGAGCAUGGAAUGGGAGAAUUAAUUGGCGAGCUCUUCCCGGGGGACACAGGAGCUUGGGAUAUUGUCAACAACAAGAGCGACAAGGCGUCGUACAGUUGGUGUAACUAUUUGGGAGGUCUACACGCUUCUCCCGGCGAACGAAAUUUGUCAGAGAUGCACCUUUCGACAAAGGUGGUGGUUCGAUCAUUGCUUCGACGCGUACGAGCCAUGGCAUCGUUGAAACAUAUCCUAGCGAUUCUAUCGAAGAAGGAGCCACAAAAGCAUGCUAACAGUGGCAUGCCUACCAGAGCACUAUCCAAAGUGUUGGCAAGACUGUCCAAUUGGACCGAGGAAGAUGAUGAACAUGGGAUUAGAACCGUUUCUGCACAGAUGGUAACAAAUUCGAUUCCAUUGUCGCUUCAGGUUAGCAUCAACCUACGGAGGUAUCCUGCAGUACCUCCUGAGUUCAAAAUUUCACUCGGAGAAGAAAGCAACCAACAACAUGAUGAACAGCUGGCAGAACUUGAGCGCCGUAUAAAUCAAGAUGUCGACAAACUGGUGCCAGGAACUGACGAAGCUGCCUGUGAUUGGAUUCUAUUCUACCAAUUCAAUUCCGUGGUCGAAUCACCAUAA
This is a messenger RNA of Cylindrotheca closterium, 1566 nucleotides long. The record is from the annotation of a GenBank genome assembly. Lineage: Eukaryota; Bacillariophyta; Bacillariophyceae; Bacillariales; Bacillariaceae.